This is a messenger RNA of Triticum dicoccoides, 1010 nucleotides long. RefSeq lists its product as uncharacterized. NCBI's taxonomy places the organism in Eukaryota, Viridiplantae, Streptophyta, Magnoliopsida, Poales, Poaceae. The transcript is spliced from 5 exons. The coding region runs from base 40 to 918 and encodes 292 amino acids. The record is from RefSeq and is a predicted model, not a curated record.
GUCGGUCGACGGUUGAUUCCCAUCGAUCGGAGGAAGAAGAUGGGUGCGGGUGUGGAGAGAUCCAACAACAAAAGAACCAUGGCGGCCGACCCGAUCAGUCGAGUCGAUCCCUUGGCGAAGAAGAAGAAGGUGGUGGAUCUGGGGAGCGACAGCGACGAGGACUUGCCUAAUCCGUCACAAUGGGCGGGUGUUAAUCCCGAUUCCUUCAGCGAUGACUACUUGGCCAUGAUGGAAAAGGCCAGACUCGACGAAGAAUCAGCUCCCCGCCCUGUGAAAAUUGCUACGCUCGACUACUACAAACCUCCCACCAGGUUUCACACCGUCGGGCUUUUCCCCGUUUGUCGAUCCGGAAGCAAGGCGGUACUCCACGCCGCGAAAUUUCUUCUAGGGGUUUCAUCCUCUCUCGAUGGUAGGCCGCUAAGACGGUGCUCUGGCCUCUGGGUCGAUUGGGAUGUGUGGAAGAAAACUGGCCUUGUUUUGACAACUGCGCAGCUGAUUCGCACAAAGGAUGCUCCUUACAGUGUCUGGUCAGGGGGUGAAGAGUAUGCUACAGAUGCUGAUGUCACUGUUCAUUUGCUAAAUGGCACCAGUGCAAAGGGCCAGCUGGUGUAUCUCCAGCCCCACUACGAUCUCGCUUUCCUGACCGUUCAGGUGGAUCAACCAAUCAACGUACCAUCUUUGAAUGAAAAAAAUGUAAAAUUUGCUCAAGAGGUUUUUUGGUUCAGAAGAGACAAUUCCUUGGAUCUAAGGAUAACAUAUGCUAGGGCAGAAUAUUUGAAUCCAACCAUGUUUGAGCGGCAUCACAAUGUAUAUUUCCGUUCUCCAGAUGUCCAUGGCGAUGAUAAUGAGUAUGACAAUGGGGGGGCAGUUAUUGACUUGGGUGGAGAAGUUGUCGGAAUGGUCAACGUCCCUAAGUGAUUCGGGUCUUUCAUACCUUCUUCCAUUUUGCUCAAUUGUUUGGAUUCAUGGAAGAAAUAUCAGUAUAUUUUUCUCUCAGUGUUGUGAUGGUA